Naumovozyma dairenensis CBS 421 is the source of this 900-nucleotide messenger RNA. It is a transcript of the gene GPI2, whose product is annotated as phosphatidylinositol N-acetylglucosaminyltransferase. The record is from RefSeq and is a predicted model, not a curated record. Gene Ontology annotation, cellular component: membrane; glycosylphosphatidylinositol-N-acetylglucosaminyltransferase (GPI-GnT) complex. Gene Ontology annotation, biological process: GPI anchor biosynthetic process. NCBI's taxonomy places the organism in Eukaryota, Fungi, Ascomycota, Saccharomycetes, Saccharomycetales, Saccharomycetaceae. The transcript has a single exon. Bases 1 to 900 code for a protein of 299 amino acids.
AUGCCGGAAGAAGAAUCGCAAUUAAAGAAACCUUGGACUAGGUUAUUAUGGUUGAAACAAGAUUAUCCAGAUAACUAUACAGAUCCUACGUUUUUGAAAUUUAUGGAAAAUCUACGAGAACGAAAAUCCAAACCAAAAGAUUAUAUUUUAAAAAAGGAUGAUUAUGAAAAGAUACGAUUGAACUUCCUAGGGUUUUACCAUAUAUUAUUGAACACAUGUUUUAUUUUCAUAUGUUUUACGUACAUUUAUGAAUACAAAGCAAAUCCUGUACCAUUAACAGGCUGUGUCUCUUUUCUGCUGCUCUGUCUUUCCAUUUCGAACAGAUUCCAGACAAAUGAAUUAUCGGCACUAUUAAACUUCAAAUCAUCCAUCAUAUUAAUAUUUAUCAUGCUUACAGUAUCUCCCAUUUUGAAGUCACUUUCUAAGACAACAGCGUCAGACUCCAUUUGGACUUUAUCGUUUUGGUUAACAAUAUUUUAUACAUUUGCCAUUGCUUCCACAAGCCUCCAAAAUCGUGAAAAGAAAACUAAUGAAAUUAGGAGACCAUCUAAUUUAUCUACAAACAUCCUAUUGGCUAAUGUGAGUGUCCUCGCUUCGAGGUUGUCCUCCACCACAGAUGUCUUUUGCUUUCUAACUCUCUGUAUUGAAUUGAACAUCAUCUUGCCUAGCAUUUUAAAAUCAGGAUGGAACUUCACUAGUUUGACAAUUUCCAAUUUGAUUGUUUAUGUGUUUUUAAAUAUUUCUUUGGGCCUUUCCUACACUCUAUUAAUUUUGGCAUUCUCACUCUUUUAUUUGGUUGUAUUACCGCGAUGGUUUUUCUAUUGGAGAGUUCAUUACCAUAGGGAUGAUGUUGAAAUUUUGACCAUAUGGGACCCGAAAACACCAAUUGUCGAUUUAUGA